AUGCUUGCAGAGGAAACAAUUGUUAAGCUACGAAACGGAAAUUCUUCAAAUGAAAACACUCGCGAGUUAAACCAGGCCAAAGAUGAAAUUAAGGAACUGACCUACAAGCUCAAUCAGAUACCCCCAACUGUACCUGAGAAAAAGGAAUCUCCUGGGUCCACAGAACAGUUGAACAUAGCCAAUGACAAAAUAAAGGAUCUGAACAACAUGCUCGAACAGAACAAAGAGCAGUUGAACAAAGCCAAUGACAAAAUAAAGGGACUGAACAACAUGCUCGAACAGAAGGAGACGGAAUGCGAAAAUCGAAAACGGGAACUCAAAAAAGCUCAAUCAGAACUGGAUAACUUGUCAAAGAAAGAAACAGUUGCCAGGCGCUCUUCUGAUGAGGUUGAAUCUUCGAAAAUUGCAACUUUGAAAGAGGAUUUAAAGAAGAGAGCACAAGAAAUAGAUCGCAUUAAGGCUGAACUAAACACAGCUAACGAAAACAAAGAUACAGAAAUUGCAUCCCUGAAAAAACAUGUCGAAGAGCUUAAAACCACAACCAAUCAAAGCAGUGGUUCGAUCGACACUAAGAAAUUGCAGAAACAACUGGAGCAAAACAAACAAGAAAUUGAUCGACUAUCGUCCGAACUAGGAGGCGUGAAGAAGAACCUUGAAAUAAAAAAGGAAGAGGUUCUCAGUCUUAAAGAUGAAAAGAAAGCAAUAGAGAGUGUUUACAGGAGCCAGCUUACAAUGUUAAAGUCCAUUAGAGAAUCGCAAAAAAAUUCUUCAAAGACGAAUACCGAAAUGCAGGACAAAAUUGAAUUUAUGGAAAAGAAGAUCAAAGACAAAGACACAGAAAUUGGAAAGAAAACGUCUGAAAUAGACGGAUUGAAAAACGAAAUCGCUGAUUUAAAGAAGGCUUGUCAUGACGCCUUUGUAAAAUUGGAAACCAAAGAACGUGAAACAAAGAAAUUAGAAGAAGAUUAUAAAAAGAAGAUUAAUCAAAAGGAAGAAUCACUAUCUAGACCGGACAUACAAGAUUUGAGUGAUUCUAACAGACCUUCAAAACUUGCGGAGAGACUUUUUGAGCUGUAUGACAACGAGUGGACAAAUUGCUACGAAACAGUUAGGAAGCAGUUCUCAACAGAGCAAUCAGCGGUACAAAUGUUGCUGCGGACGUGCGUGAAAAUAUACAAUAGUUGUACUUUGAUUGCAACCAGCGACGUUCACGAUCUGCAACGUGCCUUUUCUACCUUCAGCGAGGAGAAAGAUGACGUAUUACUGAUUCAAAUAAAACAACGAAGAAAAAGAGCCCGUCAAGUGGACAUUGAUUUUAAACGAAUAACGCAGGGCAUAGGUGAUAACGUAGCGGACAUUUUAGGACCAGAUCUAAUAAGAAAUCUGCACGUGCGUGCCUUCUGGGUCAAAUGUCUGGAAAUCUGUUGGUUGAUGGUGAUUCAAGACCCACCAGUUUAUAUGGAUAUCGAAAUUGAUAAACAAGGUCAAAUGUUUGAUCACGCGGCGUACCGACCCUACACUCAGACUGGAUAUGAGUUUGACUACGUAGUUUGGCCAGCGCUAUAUACACAUCAGGGUGGAGACAUUCUGCACAAAGGAGUCGCUCAAGGGAGGGAAAGUUCGGAUUCAGUAGGAGGAAAACGUAGAGGCAUCCUGGUGAAAAAUUAAUCGCCAUGCACAGAUGAUAAUAUUUGCAGACAUGGACAGGAACUUUCGAUUGUGACAUGUUAAAUCCUUAUCAACGUUAUAUUUAUAUGGAUGAUGUUAGUUAUAGUGUUCAAAUGCGAUGAUUAAUUGCAUAUUGAAUAUUUCUUGUAUUGAAAAAUAAAUUAAUAUUCUCACGUCCUCAAAUUCAUAAUUUAUGUUUACUAAGAAUGUCGUUUUUAAUGUGUUGUAUGUUAUACUUACUUCGUUCAAAUUGAAAGAACUAGAUGGUGUAUUGCGAUUUAACAACCCAUUGGAUAAAGAUAUAUGAAAGCUUUAGUAUUGCGCAAAAAGAUUAAACAUCGAAAAUGCAUUCAUGUACUCGUUCUAACAAUGAUUGCAUACUUGAAAUAACGAACCGUUCGUAAACUAACGGUACAUGCUAAGUUAUUUUUUUUAAAUCUUCACAGUGAAAUAAAACUUGAAUUCGUCACCAAUCGAUUACUACGCGCAAUUUACAAAUCAUAAUUGAUUACAACGAACGGCGAUGGUUGUUUAGGUGAGUGAUCGUUCUUACACGGUGCAAAAACAAUAUUGUUUAGAAAUACUGGAUUGUUUUUCGUUUGUAGUGAGUUAAAACUUUUUCUGAUAGUACAACAUAUAAACAAGUACAACGGUCAUUGAGAUAGCACCAUGAAGCUUAAGGUAUGGGAGUGUAGUUAUCGGAUACAUAUCCAAACCAAGUUUGUUUCACUGUCCAACAUAACAUGUAUUUAAAAUGCGUUUUCUAUUAAAAAAUAUACAUAUUUAGAAUUAAAUGAGAAAAACGGUAAUGCGUAUGCGUAUGUCGUAAAGAUGGUUGUUUCUUCCAAUCGAUCGACCCAAACUUGUCGUGCGGCCAAUGCUUUUAUGUGGCCUUGAAGGGGUAAGGGGUAAGCUUAUAUUCGCCGCAUUGUAUAUUUGUCUCAAUUUUAAGUUGAUUGUAUUGAGUCUCAGAUGGUCUGAAAUAAAUUUUAUCUAUAAUAGUUUCUUUUGUACUUGAUGUCCGCCGUCCGUCCUUCAAUCCGUAUUACUUUUAUUUCCGAGAGAAAUCUCCGUAGCUCAUGAUUUGAAUUUUAAUAAAUUUCAAUAAAUUUUGAUAUGCAUCCCUAUAGAGCAGACAUACGCAUCUUUGUCAGGUCGUUCUGGAAAGCAUGAUCUGAUUGGAUGAUUGAUGAAAUAUCACUUCCGAUUAAAAUUUCGCAUAUUGCCUUGCCGUUCCUCUUCAGUGAGUUUUCAGAGAGAUGCCCUUGAACUUUAAUAUGUUGCCACACAAUUUAACAAUAUAUCGACAAAGCAUAUUAUCGGGAGCAUCAAUCGUUUUCAAUUAUAGCUUUUUUUGGUAUUAUUAACAUCGAGAUGCAUACAACUUAGGUAACGAUUGUUAAAUUCAUUUCAGUUAUAUCUAGGCGGUCAGUUAACUUACACUUUUUCCUAAGUAAGCUGGAUCACCAGUACUAAGUGUAAACUAAUGCCACCGUUAUGCUAGAAUCCAAGAAAGGGGAUGAAUGGCCUUCGAAUCUACUACAUGACCAAUCAUCUAACAUUGCAUUUUGAAAAUAAAUUAAAUUUCAAGUAAAAGCAAUACUGUAUGACCGGGUUGAAAAUCGAACACGCAAUCCUAGGAUUGGUAGUUAAAACUGUUCUAGCCGGAAAGAAUUUGUAAAAUAAAUCGUUUGCUUGCAAACUAAAUUUGUCGUCAAUCAGCCCAUUUAAAAAAAACAAUUACAGUGCCUUUAAGUGAUGUGGAUGGAAUAUUUACAACCAACAUGAUAUCAAGUGAAACCAUUUAAAAUUAACCGUAUAUAAUUGCGUUUUACUCAUCAACAAGGCUUCUAACGAUAUGUUUAUACUUCAGAGAAUUGAAGCAUGGUGGCGCCUAAUAAAGAGAUUUUGCGUAUAUUUCUAGUUGAAGACAUUAUUCAUGUUUUAAAAACAACAACUCUUUUCAAUAGC
This is a messenger RNA of Dreissena polymorpha, 3639 nucleotides long. RefSeq lists its product as uncharacterized. The record is from RefSeq and is a predicted model, not a curated record. The transcript has 22 exons. The coding region runs from base 1 to 1668 and encodes 555 amino acids. NCBI's taxonomy places the organism in Eukaryota, Metazoa, Mollusca, Bivalvia, Myida, Dreissenidae.